UGUUCCUUUUCAUUAUCAUUUUCGUUCUUUUCUUUCAGUUUUUUUCUUCUUCUGUGAAUUUAUUAUCAAUGGCGUUUAAGAAAACGCUUGCACAACGGUUAUUUAAUAUAACCAAAAUCUCAUCACAAAAUCUCACGAAUUGUCGCAUUUCAUCUUCCUCCGUCAGUGUUUCAAAAUCCGAAUCUGACAUUUCUUCAGAACCAGGCGAAAAUGGCGCAUUCAAGAGAUUCAUUCACAAAAGAACCGGUUUAGAACCGAAACAAACCGGUUUCAAAUCAGAGCUUCAUCAACCAAACCUGAUGGAGAAGCUGAAAACAAUGGACAAUGGUAGGAAUCGUAUUCGGUUGGAUGGAUUGAUCAUCAAAACGCCGGCGGAGAAACCGGCGAUGCCGAAGGAGGAUGGUGUUAGCGUCAGUGAUGUGAAGAAAUUGUUGAAGGUGGCGCAAUUAGAGAUGGUGAAAUCAAGGCUGAGAGAAUCAUCAAAGAGUUGUGUAACGGUUUCGGAGUUGAUUAGGAUUUGUUCUGAAUAUUGUUCCGAUCAUGAUCAAGCGGUUAAGAUUGUGAAAAUGCUUGAUGAUUCUGCGGCUGUGAUUAUUCUAGGAGAUGUUGUUUUUCUUAGACCUGAACAGGUAGCCAAAACACUCCAAAGUCUGCUUCCUACACCGGGAAUAAAGGUGUCAGAUUCAGUAAGAAAAGAAUAUGAAGAAAUGGAGAAAAAGAAGUUGGCCAUAGAUGAAGAAGCCGAAGCCUUGGUUGAUCGUGAACUUUGGGGAGGUUUGGGUUUCAUUAUGGUGAAAACAGCAGUAUUAAUGAGACUCACCUUUUGGGAGCUUACUUGGGAUGUAAUGGAACCCAUUUGCUUCUAUUUAACAUCCAUGUACUUCAUGACUGGUUAUACAUUCUUCCUCAAGACCGGGAAAGAACCUUCUUUUAGAGGUUUUUACGAAGCUCGUUUCAGCUCGAAGCAGAAGCGCCUUAUGAAGCUUCACAAUUUUGACAUUGAAAAGUACAAUAAGCUUAGCAACGUUUGUUCUCCCAAUGCUCCUCCUAUGUUUGAUUCCUCCACUGCUCUCACAUCUGGAAAUUCUUUACAUCACUGAUAUAGUGACCUAAAACAAAAAUAAAAAUGUAGCAGGUUAUAAGACCUUAGCUACAUAUUCUUGUUCCAUUGACAUUAGAAUACAACAAAUACUUGCCCCAUUGAAAAACAAAUUUGGGGUUUUUUUGACUGAAAUUUUUGGGUUUAAAAUCCCCUAUAUUUUGUAUUAGAUGUAUACAUGCUAACAUUGUGUUAGAAUUAGACGCGGACGAAUGCAGAGUGUUUAUUCCAAAAUUUCUUUUGUAAAAUGUCACAUAAAUAAAUACAUUACAUCUUGAGAAACCAAAGUUUCAUUACAAAUUAA
Medicago truncatula (barrel medic) is the source of this 1403-nucleotide messenger RNA. RefSeq names its product calcium uniporter protein 2, mitochondrial. The transcript has 2 exons. Gene Ontology annotation, biological process: calcium import into the mitochondrion; mitochondrial calcium ion homeostasis. Lineage: Eukaryota; Viridiplantae; Streptophyta; Magnoliopsida; Fabales; Fabaceae. The coding region runs from base 69 to 1100 and encodes 343 amino acids. Gene Ontology annotation, molecular function: calcium channel activity; uniporter activity. The record is from RefSeq and is a predicted model, not a curated record. Gene Ontology annotation, cellular component: uniplex complex.